CCAAGAAGAAGCCAGGGCUCAUUCGCCCAUUCUCACGUAAUCGGACCGUUUGGAUCGGGGGGGAACGACAUGCUGCAGCUUGGCGAUGAAGUUUCGCUCUACACCGUCGUCUUCGUGGUGGUUCUGCUGGCCACCCGUAGUCCGGUGUGGUCCAGCGUCUUGACGGGCUUCCUCUAUCUCUUCAUAGCCAUGUUCCGCUUCCCGCAGCUUCCGGCUAGCCGAGCCCGCCAAGUGCUUCACCCGGCUGGGUCUGGCAAGGUGUCCGUGGUAGCGCACCGGGGCGGCGGACACGACGCGCCGGAGAACACUAUCGCAGCCAUCCGACAGGCAAGCAAGAAUGGGGCCACGGGAGUAGAACUGGACCUGGAGUUCUCUGCAGACGGAGUUCCAAUCCUGAUGCAUGACGAGAGUGUGGAUCGAACCACAAAUGGAUCAGGACCCCUCAGCCAAAUAAGAUUUGCUGACUUGGGGAAGCUGGAUGCAGCUGCCAAACACCGACUCAGGGACAGGUUUGCUGGGGAGAAGAUCCCCACACUGGAGCAGGCUGUGGAAGAAUGCCUCAAACUACAGCUCACCAUAUACUUUGACGUGAAAGGCCAUCCAGAUGAGGCAGCUGCAGCUCUGUCAGCUUUGCAUAAGAAGCACCCAGCCCUGUACAACAGCAGCAUCGUCUGCUCCUUCGAGCCCAAGGUCAUCUACAAGAUGAGGCAGACUGACCCACAAGUAGUCACUGCGUUGACCCAUAGGCCAUGGAGCCUGAGUCGCUUCGGCGAUGGCUCCGCGCGUUACUCCUCACUAUGGAAACACCACUGGCUGACAUUAAUGGAUAUCGUGCUGGAUUGGGCGCACCAUCACGUGCUGUGGAGGCUCUGUGGCAUUUCGGCCUUCCUGGUGCAGAAGAACUUUGUCUCACCGGACUAUGUGCAAUACUGGAGCCAAAGAGGUGUGGAGGUGGUCGCCUGGACGGUAAACACAGGAGUGGAGAAGCAACACUACCAAGAGUUGCUGAAAGUCAGCUACAUCACGGACAGUCUUGUGGAGGACUGUGAACCUCACUACUGACACUCCAACACCCACUGGGGCCAUUCUUUUAGUAUGCACAACAUGGCUUUGUGCUUGUAUUAUAAACAUGUGAUGAUAGCCGGGGAUACACUACCUCCCAUUUGGCCAGCAGCAUUAAAUGAAGGCAAAUAUCUACAAUGAAACCUCAAUUCGAUACUUAGCUUUGAUGUUUAGAAUUUCGAUUUGAAUAGAACUCUUCGUAUACUCACUAAAGACGACUUGAAAUGUAUUUUCAACUACCUGAAUGUUGCCUCAGCCUCACGGUCUAUUGACGAACCACUUGUAGUGUGUUUGUACAAGAUGACCUCUUGAGAGCAUUUGCAAAAUAAAUGGACGUACAACCCAAACACCCUUCUGACAUAACACUCAGACUACUGCUCUUGGCUCGUGGCCUCAGGUGAGUGACCCACAUAGUAGAGUUCAUUGUGGUGGAUCUCACUCUGGAUAAGCCUGUCUGAGCCGCUUCUUGACCAGGCUACACUUUAGCGUCAGUGCAAAGAUUGACGACCCACAGAUGACCCUUGUUUCCUCCGGUUAAUCUGGAAAUAACCUACUGUAUGUUUAUACAUUAUGUGUAUAUGCUGUAUAAAUUGUGUAAAACAAAUGUCUGCAUGUUGAUAAAUAAAUGUUAUAAUAUACUUGUAUGUGCCGUCAUAACCA
Messenger RNA from Doryrhamphus excisus (bluestripe pipefish), 1722 nucleotides. RefSeq names its product glycerophosphodiester phosphodiesterase 1 (gene gde1). Lineage: Eukaryota; Metazoa; Chordata; Actinopteri; Syngnathiformes; Syngnathidae. The record is from RefSeq and is a predicted model, not a curated record. Gene Ontology annotation, biological process: ethanolamine metabolic process; N-acylethanolamine metabolic process; phospholipid metabolic process. Gene Ontology annotation, cellular component: plasma membrane. Gene Ontology annotation, molecular function: glycerophosphodiester phosphodiesterase activity.